UGCACUCAAAACUCCCUAUCGACAAUACUGAUAAGAUUUCUCGAUGAUGACUUAUUGUCACCCUAUAUAUUGAUGAAGGAAGGGCCGAUUUUAUCAGUUGAUACAUUGUGUUGAGACAUUCAUUCAUACUUAUUGGAAAACUCAUUUCAAUAAUUCAAAUAUGUUCGGGAGAGCAGUGAUUGCGUUGUCAUGCUUAGUGGCGUACGCACACGGACACGGCCGGUUGGAUGUACCAGCGAACAGAGCCUCCCUUUGGCGUACUGGCAGGUUCGCUGACGCACCACACAACUACGAUGAUGACGGCCUCAACUGCGGUGGUUUCGACCGCCAGUAUUCUGUUAAUGGAGGACGAUGCGGUAUUUGUGGUGAUGCCUUCGAUAACUCGCCGCCGCGCCCCCAUGAGUUAGGUGGCAAGUUCGGCCUAGGACACAUCGUCGCUACCUACGAGCAGGGCCAAGUCAUCAACACCAGAGUCUACAUCAGCGCUUACCAUAUGGGAUACUGGGAGUUCAGACUCUGCCUGGACCCUAGCGACCAAACGCAGGAAUGCUUCGCUCACUUCCUUCUAGAGUUAGAAGACGGUGGAACCAAAUACUAUCCUAAAGGAACUGGUUACUAUGACGUGAACUACCGCCUGCCUGCCAAUGUGGUGUGUGAGCACUGCGUGCUGCAGUGGAAGUACACGGCGGGCAACAACUGGGGCUUUUGUGGAGACGGCACGGGGGCCCUCGGCUGCGGCAACCAGGAGAACUUCUUCUCUUGCUCAGAUAUCAGUAUCAAGCGCACUGAAAGUAUUCCUGUAAACGUACCAAUCAUCAAUUUGAACGGUGAGGAAAACGCCUAAUUAUAGCGAAAGGCUGAUGUGUAAUUGUGCUGAUCUUAGUUUCAAUAUUAUGCAGACGUAUUUGAAACAUCAAAGUCUUGAAACUAAAAUCUCCAAUUACGGAUCAGUUUUCCGUGAGAUCUCUAACAACGGUUGUGAAAAUACAAAGAAUUUAUGAUAAUUUAUUGAUGCCAUAAUGUUAUUGUAAGUUUUGUAAUAAAUUAUUUUUGGUUUUUUA
Spodoptera frugiperda (fall armyworm) is the source of this 1061-nucleotide messenger RNA. RefSeq lists its product as uncharacterized. The coding region runs from base 161 to 844 and encodes 227 amino acids. Lineage: Eukaryota; Metazoa; Arthropoda; Insecta; Lepidoptera; Noctuidae. The transcript is spliced from 3 exons. The record is from RefSeq and is a predicted model, not a curated record.